AUGGAAGAAAAACCCACUACCGGUAAUGCUAAGAAAGAACUCAACACAAUGGAAGAAAUAUUUAAGAGUUAUUUUCAAGCCAUUGGAUGCUUCGACUAUCCAGCAGCCACAAAGGUGGCAGGGAGAAUGUCAAAGAUAAACCCAGGGGCAAGCACAAUUCUUACGGCAUUAUCACGUUGUGAACAGAGUUAUACUUCGUUGGAUUCACUAAAGUCAAAAUUAUGGCGAAGCAAAGAUGUAAGCUUUUAUCACGAAUUGAUUGACGUUGUAGCAAAUCUUGAGAUUGACGCACAAAAGUUCCUUGAUUUGCUGUAUUCUGAUGCAGUUAAGGAUAUACAUGCGAAGGUAUCUGCCCAAAUAGCUGGGGCACCCGCUCAGUCCGACGCUAUCUACAUGAUCGAUGUCUGCAGAGCACUGGGUUGCUUUGCAAAGUGUAGACAGAACAUGAAUGAAGUUUAUCGAUUAAUACAGAAUCAUCAAUAUCUUGACGAUGUUACGCCUAUUCUCGAGAAGAUUAAAAUAAUUGGAGAAGAAGUUAGAAAGGAACCAUUCUUGAAAAAAUUGGGCAUAUUAGUGACUGGACUCAAUUAUGAAAUUGCAAUAAUGGAAUCGUUACUCGCUGCGCAGAAAGGAAUAACAUCUUACAACUUUAAGGAUACCAUAGUAAACCUCUACACAGCCAAGAUGAAUUUGUCGGCGUGGAGAGAACUAUAUUCUAGCCAGGAGUAUGCAGAGAAAUCUCCAAACAAGGCGGAGGACGUUUCACGUGGACUUUUCACCUGGAUUAUCUUCGAGAGGAAUUCCAGACCUGUCAAACGAAACAGCGGUUCUCCUAAUCUAGUGCAAUGGAUGAACAGAUUCCAUGGCGAUCUGACUGCAAAAGCGACUUUAUAUUUUAUGCAAGUUUUGAUAGAUAGUGAUAGAGGAGGUCUAGGCCAAAUGUGGCAGCGUGUUGAAGUUGAUUAUCAUGGGGAGAUAACAAAUUUCAGAAGGACAUCCAACGCCUUGUGUGUUGCUUUAGUGUAUGAAAUAACGGAUGACGCUCCAUUUUAUGUAUAUGGAUAUAUCUGCGAAGGAGAGAAACCAGCAGACUUGGAUUCUGACAUGGAUCGAUUUCGAUGUAUUUAUAGCUAUCCCAAGGACCAAAUAGCUCACUCUAAGGAUGAUAAACUUUGGUCUAGCAUGAUCUCUAAGUUAUCGCAAGCGGAUCGCAAGCCAUCAGUAUCACCGCAAAGACCGAUUCCAAUAUAUGAAACUGAUAAAGAAUUGAAAACCACUUAUUAUUUUUUAAGAAUUGAUAUUCGUGUGAGACUAGCCGUCAUUCAUUCAACUGUGCAUACAGGUCUAGAUGCUCAAACGUCAGAAUUCAUGACACAAAUCGGGACUAGAUUGAGUAAUACGUAUAAUCUACAAUCUUUGGGUAAUUUCAGUGAACAAGCAACGUAA
Messenger RNA from Paraglomus brasilianum, 1446 nucleotides. NCBI's taxonomy places the organism in Eukaryota, Fungi, Glomeromycota, Glomeromycetes, Paraglomerales, Paraglomeraceae. The record is from the annotation of a GenBank genome assembly.